Messenger RNA from Branchiostoma floridae (Florida lancelet), 486 nucleotides. Its product is annotated as NEDD8-conjugating enzyme Ubc12. Lineage: Eukaryota; Metazoa; Chordata; Leptocardii; Amphioxiformes; Branchiostomatidae. The record is from RefSeq and is a predicted model, not a curated record.
UCACUGCUGGAAAAUUUUAGAAGUCGGCAUCGAAAAAUCCUCAUCAAGGGGCGUAAAUAGGUCUGAACUUGGGACAAAAUGAUUAAGCUGUUUUCCCUUAAACAACAGAAGAAGGACGGAGAAGUCGGGGGACAGAAAACGGGGACCAAGAGAGCGUCGGCAGCACAACUCCGCAUUACCAAAGACAUUAAUGAGCUGCAGCUGCCGAAGACGUGUCAGACAGAGUUUCCUGACCCCGAUGACCUCCUCAACUUCAAGCUCAUUAUCAUGCCUGACGAGGGUUUCUACAAGGGUGGCAGAUUUGUGUUUAGCUUUAAGGUCGGGCAGGGCUACCCCCACGAACCCCCCAAGGUCAAAUGUGAGACCAUGGUUUACCACCCCAACAUCGAUCUAGAAGGAAACGUCUGCUUAAAUAUCCUGAGGGAAGACUGGAAACCCGUGCUGACGAUUAACUCUAUCAUCUACGGGCUGCAGUAUUUGUUCUUG